Molecule: messenger RNA, 1077 nt
Organism: Lolium rigidum
Lineage: Eukaryota; Viridiplantae; Streptophyta; Magnoliopsida; Poales; Poaceae
Exons: 3
Coding region: 1-1005 (334 amino acids)
Source: RefSeq, a predicted model, not a curated record
AUGGCGGUCGUCGCAGCAGACAGGGAGGCGCAUGAGGAGCCACAGCAGGUGGAGCAGGAGGAGGGGCAGGGUAAGGGGAUGAACCCUCUGGACCCGAGAUUCAGCGAGUACGACCCCAAGAAGCGGGAAUACAUCUACACCCGCUACUCCUAUCGCAGAGGACGCGACAUCAACCUUGACCUCGACGAGGAAUCACCUGUUGGUCCAAUGGUAUAUACAGACAAAGUCUUCCCUGAGCGUUUCUUCCUGCCUAACACCAUGAAUGUUGUCUCAGUCAAGAUUGUGUCCUCUGACUAUGGCUACCCACUCCAUGUCUAUGGUACAAUCAUAGUCAGGGACAGUAUUGAUCGCAAAUGCAUCUAUAUGUUCCGACGUGGCAAGGACAAUUGCCAGCUCAUCAGCUCAAAGGACGAUUCAUUGAUUUUGACUGGCCCAAAGAGAGGAUUAAUGUUCUGUGAUUGGAUAUUCUUCGAAAUUGAUCUAAAGGUCAAGGACGUGCAUGGGAUGAAGGUCAAGGAUGAAAGGCUCAGUAAAGGCUUGAUGGAGUUGGAUGGUGUCUUGAGGCUACCAUAUCCAACCGAGCGUAAGGUUCAAAUGGAAACACUUGUCAGCAUGCACAGCAUAUUGGAUCUGAGCUACAUAUUUAUUAGGAACGCGGUGGAGGGCACUGUUGAGGUCAGGAUCCUUGACGGACCUGCUGGGUUCCAUGGGAAAAUCUAUGCCCGCACUACAAACGUUCCAUGCGACAUUAUGCUACUUGAUAGUGAAGUGAAUGGAAUGCUUACUGCUGGCGAUAAAGGAGUUGUGCAAAUGGCACGCAGCGUAGUUGGGGUCUCUGUCGAUGAGCGGCUGCAGGUGACUGUAGCUGCUGCCCUGGAGGGCGAUGAGUUAUCUGUCUGCACUGUUGAGUUCAUGCCAAGGCGCAGCGGUUACGACAUAGAGGAAAUCGCAUGUGGUAACUAUAAGAUACUACUGAAGGUCACUUGGUCGAUGGUUUGUUUCUGAGAUAAGUUUUGGUUAAUCAGUCGUGCUUUAUCAGGUUCUACUCUAUCAGAACCGGUUGAUUUGUUAUGGUGU